Messenger RNA from Orbicella faveolata, 653 nucleotides. RefSeq lists its product as uncharacterized. NCBI's taxonomy places the organism in Eukaryota, Metazoa, Cnidaria, Anthozoa, Scleractinia, Merulinidae. The record is from RefSeq and is a predicted model, not a curated record. Gene Ontology annotation, molecular function: RNA binding. Gene Ontology annotation, biological process: tRNA 5'-leader removal. Gene Ontology annotation, cellular component: ribonuclease MRP complex.
GCGCCCGCAAGAUACACAUGCUUUCUUCUCUUGGAAAAUCGAAAGGAUUGGAAAUUACGGUUAUAGUUUUUAUAGAUUUUUCGUCAGUUUGCGGCUCAAAGUGACAUAUCAGAAAUAAGAGAGAGCAGCCAGUAGAUGGAGCACUACACAAAAGCUAGUAGUCACGCUGCUGAGAGGGAAGAGAAGAAGGAAGUGUAUGAUAUUCAUGUCAAGAGUGGAAGCAAGAUAAAAAACAUCAUAUCUCAAGCCUACAGACUGCUGAAGAACAAAGAGGAAGAGAAAAUAGUAUUAACUGGCUCUGGACCUACUGUGACCAAGACCAUCACAUGUGCUGAGAUUAUCAAAAGAAAAUCUAAAGUAAGUCACGGGACAGAAAUGUAGGGAAGCCAGGAUAUUCAAGAUACAUGGGAACCAAAAGAAGAAUCAUUAGACAAGCUUCAAGUAACAAGGAAGGUUCCAUCAAUAACUAUCACUCUGUCCAAGCUGCCAUUAGAUGCAACAUUACCAGGGUAAGCCCAUUGAGAAUCCAUUAUGGUUUUUAGUAAAACACAACUGACAGUUUUCCAUGAGAUCUCUAAAGUAAACGCCGAAAAGAGAGUUGAAAAUACAUUGCGCAGUGGAGUAUUUUUCAUGAACUGCAAGAUGUUUGGAAA